AGUGUUGGGAGCUUUCGGGAGUAGGAGCUUAGCACCCGGGAGUAUUGUGGAAGGGGAGGCCUGAUGUUGUGAAGGAUCGGGCAGGAGAGUACUUGAAUUUAAAGACACCUGAGAGAGAUCCUCGGGUUUAAGGGUAUUGGGGAAGAGAGGAUUUCGGAUUUAUGGUUUACAGAUUGAAGCCCUAGGGCCCGGGAGUGGAGCCAGGGUGCGUCCCUGUUUUCUCUUUCGCUGCCCACCUACAGCAGCUUGAUUUACAGCACCACAGAUUAACCUAUACCUCGACUCCUUUAAUUGGGACUCAAGAUGCCAAAGCUGCAAAGAACUGGGUUGCAAUUGGCUAGUCCCUCCCUCAGGUUGGAGAUACAACUGGCUGAGGCUCUCUGGGCCUCGAGAAGCAUUCCCUCACAGGAUUGGUCGCGGCUGCCAAGGACCCGCCUCCUUCGCGCACAGGGUUGGGUAAGGGAUUGUGGGCCCAGAGACCGAGUGCUUUGGCGAACAUGGCGGCGGACCUCCGUCAGAUUCCUGAUGUGGACAUUGAUUCAGAUGGUAUCUUCAAGUACGUGCUGAUUCGAGUCCACUUAGCAGAGCCUUCCGGGGAUCCGGCGAGGGAGUGCAAGGAAAUCGUGCGUGGCUACAAAUGGGCUGAAUACCACGCGGACAUCUAUGACAAAGUGUCAGGCGAACUGCAAAAGAAUGGCUAUGACUGCGAGUGCCUAGGCGGCGGGCGCAUCUCCCAUCAGAGCCAGGACAGGAAGAUACACGUGUAUGGCUAUUCUAUGGGUUACGGCCGUGCCCAGCACUCUGUUUCAACUGAGAAGAUCAAAGCCAAGUAUCCUGAUUAUGAGGUCACCUGGGCUGAUGAUGGCUACUGAAGCUCUCCCCACCAGCAUCUAAGUCAGGACUCUGCUCUCCCUGUAUUCUGUCUUGAGGGGCUGGCCCUGUGUUCUCCUUUUGUACCUUGGGCAACACACCACCUGCCAGGCCUUAGAGGCCAGAGCAAUCUGAUCCAUAGAAAUUAAAGUAUUGAUAUGCCUACUA
Rattus rattus (black rat) is the source of this 1038-nucleotide messenger RNA. RefSeq names its product phosphohistidine phosphatase 1 (gene Phpt1). Lineage: Eukaryota; Metazoa; Chordata; Mammalia; Rodentia; Muridae. Gene Ontology annotation, molecular function: protein histidine phosphatase activity. Gene Ontology annotation, biological process: peptidyl-histidine dephosphorylation. Gene Ontology annotation, cellular component: cytosol. The record is from RefSeq and is a predicted model, not a curated record. The transcript is spliced from 3 exons. The coding region runs from base 498 to 872 and encodes 124 amino acids.